GCUAUUCCUGGCAACACUGCUUUUUACAAACCACAUGUUUUUUUUGUAAGGUUAUGGUUGAAUUUGAAUGUUUGUUGUUUUUAAAAGUUAUCUUUUUGAAUUUAUAAAAUAAAUUGAAAUUUAAAAUGGAGAACGAGCUGCUAGACCGUGAUCCUCAUAGCAACAUAAACUUUACGCCUUGCGUGAGGUGGGUAAAGCGUAAUGUGGCCCGUUCAGUUCCGCUAAAUGUGCAAUUAUCCAAAAACGAAUUGGUGGAAAUUAUCAAGGAUACCAAGGAAAAGCUUGGUAUUGCUGAAAGUCGAGAAAGGACCGACUCUGAAGAUGCUCCCAUGGAAGCAGGAACGACUUCGACUUCAGCAGAUGACGAGUUUAAUUUUGCAGAAUAUGAUAAAGAUGAUAAUAAUGAAACAGCCCAAACACUUGGAAUUCAUUCUCUGGCCGAAUUGCCAAAUGAAAUUGAAGCCGAAGACCACUUUUCUGAAUCGGACGAUUCUGAAAAAGAAGACGACAUCAUUAAACCAACCGAUAAUUUAAUAUUGGUCGCUCACGUAGAAGGCGAUGCCAGCCUUUUAGAAGUUUAUGUUUAUAAUAACGAUGAAGAGGAAUCCUUCUAUGUCCAUCAUGAUAUUUUGUUGCCUUCGUUUCCACUCUGCCUGGAAUGGCUCAACUACGAAAAAGGACAAGCUGCAGGCAAUUAUUGCGCCGUAGGCUCUAUGUCCCCAGUUAUUGAUGUUUGGGAUCUCGAUAUAAUGAACUGUCUAGAACCUGCAUUUAAAUUGGGUAAAGUUGCUAGUGCGAAGAAAAAACGAGCCGCAAUUGGACAUAAGGAUGCGGUUUUAGCAUUAGGUACAAUUUAA
Molecule: messenger RNA, 857 nt
Organism: Ceutorhynchus assimilis (cabbage seed weevil)
Lineage: Eukaryota; Metazoa; Arthropoda; Insecta; Coleoptera; Curculionidae
Source: the annotation of a GenBank genome assembly